AUGAAUGCAGAUAGUGUUAUUGGUGAUGGGGUAAAGACGGAGAAGACAACCCCUGCACUUCCUGUAGAUCACCGUUUCUUAGAGCCAGUAAAAGCAGUGAAAACAAUAACUGAUAUGGCCAUUUGGGAGAAAUCUGAAGCUUACAUGGAAUACACAGGUUUUAUUGCUACUUUAAAUGAAGCUAUUAAAGGAAAACCCCUUUCAGUUGAUUGUAAGAUCUCUAGUAAUGUCAGAAAAUUAGAAAAUAUGCUAGAAAAAAUAGAUAAAACCAUAGAUGAUUUUCCACCAAUAGAGCAACCACAGAGAUUUGGCAAUUCUGCAUUCAGAGACUGGUUAACAAAAGUGAAACAGAAUUCUACACAGUUUCUUCAAGAAGCAUUAGAUCUUGAGUUACAUUUAGCUAUUCCUGAAAUAAAAGUAUAUUUAGAGGAAAGCUUCGGUAAUGGCACAAGAAUUGACUAUGGCACCGGUCAUGAAAUGUCAUUUAUUAUGUUCCUUUGUUGUCUUUAUAAAAUUGGAUUUUUAAAUUCUGAAGAUAAUGUUGCUACUGUGUUUUUAAUAUUUAAUAAAUAUAUUCGAAUUGCAAGGAGGUUACAGCAGACAUACAGAAUGGAGCCAGCGGGUAGUCAUGGUGUUUGGAGUUUGGAUGACUACCAAUUUGUACCAUUUAUAUGGGGAAGUUCUCAACUUGUAGAUCAACCAAGAAUAUAUCCUCCAGGCAAAUUUUUGGAUGAUGAUAUUAUUGAUAAAUAUUCUGAUGAGUAUAUGUUCCUCUCCUGUAUUAAGUACAUUAAGGAAGUAAAGAAAGGCCCCUUUGCAGAGCAUUCUAAUCAGUUAUGGAGUAUUAGUGCUGUUGGAUCUUGGACCAAAAUAAACCAAGCACAUUGUGCAAACCUCUUACCGGGGCAUCGGUACACGCGCUGGUGUCCAUCGGGACCUCUUAGAGCUACUCUGGACUCAUCAGAGAAGAGGACGUUCUUCCAUUGCUCCAUGGUCCAGUUCCGUUAUUGU
Messenger RNA from Brenthis ino (lesser marbled fritillary), 1011 nucleotides. The record is from the annotation of a GenBank genome assembly. NCBI's taxonomy places the organism in Eukaryota, Metazoa, Arthropoda, Insecta, Lepidoptera, Nymphalidae.